Molecule: messenger RNA, 399 nt
Organism: Suillus subalutaceus
Lineage: Eukaryota; Fungi; Basidiomycota; Agaricomycetes; Boletales; Suillaceae
Exons: 1
Biological process (GO): peptidyl-threonine phosphorylation
Cellular component (GO): cytoplasm
Molecular function (GO): protein serine/threonine kinase activity
Source: RefSeq, a predicted model, not a curated record
GACAUUGUUUUCCUCGAUGUGACGGGUAGUAUGCAAGUCUAUAUCGAACAAGUACGAAACACCAUCCAGUCGCUGUGCGAGCGCCUUGUUGCGACUGGAAAAUGGUCAGGUGGCGAUUUAAGACUCGGACUUAUGGCAUUCCGUGACCACCCCACGCAAGAUUCCACGUACAUCACUUGCCAAUACCCUUUCGUCUCUGACAUUUUGGCUAUCAAGGCGAAUCUGGCGAAUCUGCAAGCAGACGGUGGUGGUUACGGACCCGAAGCUCAGUGUAAUGCGUUCACUCGUGUCCUGGAUGCGGGAUGGAAGGACGAAGCUACCAAGGUCGCUAUACUUAUCACAGAUUCACCACCCCAUGGUAUAGGGGAGGACGAAGAUGAAUUCCCCGGUGGAUGUCCA